CAGUAUGAUUUGAAUGGUGCACUGUGCUAUUAGGCUGUAAAUCCAUCUGAAUUCAUGAUUAAUGCUAUGAGUGGCUUUGUGCCAGAGUCACUGAGAUGCUGAAAGACAACAUUAACAGAUGGUAAUGUGGCUGACACAGUGAUUCUGGCAUAGGCUGAAACAUGAGCCACAGUGUAAUGUCUGAAUGCUAACUGUUCCGGUCUUUCAUUUAUUAAGCAUUAUGUCAGAACUCUUCAUCUUUACAAUAUGGGAAUGGUCUUUUUAAAGAGGAGAUACAAUUCUUUCAUUGGACCAUGGCCAGGUUAAGACUCGAUGCUGAUGCUGCAGUGUUGUUUCCUCGGUAACAGUGUGAAGACGCUGCCCACGUUCCAUGUCUCCACGAUCGAUGACAGACUGAAGCAGUACACUCACGCCCUUGAGACGUCAUCCAGAGAGGGCCGGCACACUCUGACUGACCUGCCCCGCUCCCCGGAACCUGUGGCCUCAAAGAAGAGCCUGUUUGAGGCUGGGGAUGCCUGGAGCCAGGGCACCACCAAGAACCAACAGCACAAGGAUGCAGAUGGUCUUAAAGUGGGCAUGGCAGGUAUGGUCUCUCACUGGGUGAAGGAGAAUCCUGAGAGCUGCAGCAGAAAGUUCCUCUCAAAACCAUCUAGUGUCGGAGCUGGUGAUGUGCUGAACAAAAAGAACCUGUGGGAGUCUGUAAGAGCCACCUCCUCUGGGGGGUCAGCAGAGAAGGGCCCCCUUUGUGGUAAAAGAUACACAUUUGUUGUGACAGGUCAUGGGAAAUAUGAGAAGAUGCCAGUCAAUAGCAGUGGUCAUGAGUAACUGAGUGCAACAUCAACAGGACUGAGCCUUGAGGAGCUCUGAGGGAUGAACAGCCACAAAUAAAUCAGGCUUUUUCUUUUUUAAAUGGUUGGUCUUAUCGAUGCUCAUUGUAUGGGUCAGAGAUGCUGGAUGCUGCUCUCGUGCACUCCAGGCCUCUGGUAAUCAUUUACUGUGGCAUAUCUGGAUAAUGCAUAUCUUUGGUGCCGUUUACCAGAAAUUGUUUGAUUUGCCACCACAUUAAAGUCUUUGUUCAUCACUGUCAUGAAUUUUACAGAAAUGUGUAAAACUUUAAAUUUUACUUCCACCCAUUUUACUUCUUUAUUGAGUUUUUGUCUUAAUAUUAUUUGAAAUUAUAUAUUUGGUUAAAACUGGAUAGUCCUAGAAAUCUGUCUAUAUUUGAAUCCUGUGCAUGUUCUUUUUCCCUCAAUUAUUUGAAUAAAUGUUGCUGCUAUGAAAUGUUUGGAUUUACAUUUAAAGCUUGUAUAUAGCCCCUUUUUAAUCAGAAUUUUAAAAAUAUUCACAGAAAAAUGUCCAAUUAUGGAAAUGUGGGAUUAUGGUACUUUGGACUGAAUUACAUUUGUGUUGUAGCUGCAUUAUGACCCAUCAAAAAAGCAUACAGUUUAGAGACUCUUCUUCUUUUUAAUUUUCUAUUUAGAAUUUCAAUGGAUAAGUAAUAAAUAUUUCCACUGAUGAGAUAAUGAGCAUUUUUUCUCAAUUGUAUAUCUAUAAUUUUAAAGAAUCCAUUUUUGACUUAGCUACACUUGUGAAUUGUGCAACACGCAGCCGCAGUUUGUGAUAGCGGAUCAAUUCCAUGCAGAUAGAAAGGCUUUCUGCUCCCCAGGUUUGGAAAAUGAGCCGGCUGAUCAGGUUUAACGCUCCUUUCUGAAAGGAACAUGGAUGCUGGAAAGUUUCUCGGCCUAAUUUUAGGAGGGGGCGAGCUAUCGAGUGACCACAGUCACCUGCUCGCAGCCUCAGGGUGCUGUCCUUUACAAGGUGCAUCACUUUCACUCCUCUGUAAAUUAAUGCCUUCAGCUAGGCCUGUAGCAGACUGGCCUACGUAGCCAAUGGAGUAAAUUUCACCCACAGAAACAAGACUCCACCCAGGUUUAACAUGUGAAAUUUAGGGGCAAAAUGUUCUCUUUGUAUAAGCAAUCCAUGAUAAUUUGAAAUGGAUUUACAAUUGGAUUUUUGGAUUUACUUGGGUAAGGAGCAAUCAUUAUUAGAUCCAUGAUAUAAUAACCGUUAGCUGUUUUGGCUUUGCUUUCCAUAUUUAUUUGUUAAUAAAAGGUGUCACGCAAAUAUUAAUAGAAUGGUAGACUGGCUGCAUAUGUCAGUUUUUAGAAUUAAUGUCUUCCCUUGUUGUACAGAGAACAGUAUGCCAGUAUGUCUGCCAAACUUCUCGAGUGCCAUAAUAUGGGUGUGGCCUGUCAGUUAUGAACAUCACAUAAAUGCAUUAUUCGCAAUCCUCAUUGAAACAUCCUGCAUUUGAUGGGCUUGCUGAUGAA
Messenger RNA from Anguilla anguilla (European eel), 2330 nucleotides. Its product is annotated as lymphocyte-specific protein 1-like. The record is from RefSeq and is a predicted model, not a curated record. Bases 313 to 825 code for a protein of 170 amino acids. Lineage: Eukaryota; Metazoa; Chordata; Actinopteri; Anguilliformes; Anguillidae. The transcript has 6 exons.